This is a messenger RNA of Suncus etruscus (white-toothed pygmy shrew), 2671 nucleotides long. RefSeq names its product integrin subunit beta 2 (gene ITGB2). Lineage: Eukaryota; Metazoa; Chordata; Mammalia; Eulipotyphla; Soricidae. Gene Ontology annotation, cellular component: cell surface; focal adhesion; integrin complex. Gene Ontology annotation, molecular function: integrin binding; amyloid-beta binding. Gene Ontology annotation, biological process: cell migration; cell adhesion mediated by integrin; integrin-mediated signaling pathway. Bases 1 to 2553 code for a protein of 850 amino acids. The record is from RefSeq and is a predicted model, not a curated record. The transcript is spliced from 20 exons.
AUGGGCCCCUUCCAGUGGCUCAGCGGCUGGGUGUCGCAAGAGUCUGUUCGUCAGGUCCCGGGUAACUGUGCUCCGGACCCGCCAACCUGGGUCGGCUUAUACGCGCCUGUGCUGGGAGGGACCCCACGGAAGAGCCCUCGGAGCGUCUAUCCCGGGCACUUCUCGCGGCGCUUGUCUGACGUGACUCUGGAGCUGCGAUUUCGCACAUUCAAAGGCACCCGCCAGCCCGCCCAGACGGUCCUCAUGUACCGCCCCCUGCUACAUGUCCUGGUGGCCCUGCUGGCCUUAAAGUCUGUCCUCCUCCAGGAAUGCGCCAAGUACAAGGCCAGCACCUGCCGGGAAUGCGUGGAGUCGGGGCCUGGCUGCGCCUGGUGCCAGAAGCUGAACUUCACAGCACCCGGGGAACCUGACUCUGUCCGCUGCGACACGCGGGAGCAGCUGAGGCUGAAGGAAUGCCCCCCUGACGACAUCAUAAACCCCACCAGCCUGGCCGAGCCCCAGGAGGACCGGGAGCAGGGCCAGAAGCAGCUGUUCCCGUCCAGGGUGACGCUGUACCUGAGGCCAGGCCAGGCCGCGACCUUCAACGUGACAUUCCGGCGAGCUCGGGGCUACCCCAUCGACCUGUACUACCUGAUGGACCUGUCCUACUCCAUGCUGGAUGACCUCAGGAACGUGAAGAAGCUGGGGGCUGACCUGUUGCGGGCACUCAACGACAUCACCGAGUCGGGCCGCAUCGGCUUCGGCUCUUUUGUGGACAAGACGGUGCUCCCCUUCGUGAACACGCACCCCGAGAAACUGAAGAACCCCUGCCCCAGCAAGGAGGAGGCCUGCCAGCCGCCCUUUGCCUUCAGGCACGUGCUGAAGCUCACCAGCGACGCUGGGCAGUUUCAGGCCGAGGUGGGCAAGCAGCGCAUCUCCGGCAACCUCGACGCCCCCGAGGGUGGGCUGGAUGCCAUGAUGCAAGUGGCCGCCUGCCCGGAGGAGAUCGGCUGGCGCAAUGUCACGCGACUGCUGGUAUUUGCCACGGACGACGGCUUCCACUUUGCUGGGGACGGGAAGCUGGGGGCCAUCCUGACGCCCAACGACGGGCUGUGCCACUUGGAAGACAACCUGUACAAGCAGAGCAAUGAGUUUGACUACCCGUCGCUGGGCCAGUUGGCACACAAACUGGCUGAGAGCAACAUCCAGCCCAUCUUCGCCGUCACCAAGCGGAUGGUACCGACCUACGAGAAACUCACGAAGAUCAUCCCCAAGUCUGCUGUGGGGGAGCUGUCGGAUGAUUCCAGCAAUGUGGUCCAGCUCAUCAAGAAUGCCUACAACGAACUCUCCUCUCGAGUCUUCCUGGAAAACAGUGCCCUGUCCAGUGCCCUGAGGGUCACCUAUGACUCUUUCUGCAGCAAAGGGGAUCCCAAGCUGGACCAGCCUCGGGGGGACUGCGAAGGGGUCCAGAUCAACGUCCCGAUCACCUUCCAGGUGAAGGUCACAGCCUCGGAGUGUGUGUCCGAGCAGUCGUUCGUCAUCCGCGCGCUGGGCUUCACCGACACAGUGACCGUGCGGGUCCUGUCCCAGUGCGAGUGCCGCUGCCUGGACAGGAGCCGCGACCGCCACCUGUGCAGGGACAAGGGCUUCAUGGAGUGCGGCGUGUGCAGGUGUGACGAGGGCUUCAUCGGCCAGACCUGCGAGUGCAAGACGCAGGGCCGCAGCAGCCAGGAGCUGGAGAGCCGCUGCCGCAAGGACAACAGCUCGGUGGUGUGCUCGGGGCUGGGCGACUGCGUGUGCGGGCAGUGCGUGUGCCACGCCAGCGACGUGCCCGAGCGCCGGGUGUACGGGCAGUUCUGCGAGUGCGACAACUUCAACUGCGAGCGCUACAAGGGCCAAGUGUGCGGGGGCGCAGAGCGCGGCCUCUGCUUCUGCGGCCAGUGCCAGUGCAAGGAGGGCUUCGAGGGCUCGGCCUGCCAGUGCACCACGUCCACCCAGGGCUGCGUGGACGGCAGCGGCAGCGGCGCGGUGUGCAGCGGCCGGGGCAGGUGCGAGUGCAACGUCUGCAAGUGCGACGCGGGCUACCAGCCGCUCUUCUGCAGGGACUGUCCGGGCUGCCCCUCGCCCUGCCCGCGAUUCGCCUCGUGUGCCGAGUGCCUGCGUUUCGAGAAGGGCCCGCUGGCCAAGAACUGCAGCAAGGCGUGUGCAGGGGUGCAGCUUUGGAACAUAACGGGCUCGGGACGCCGCUGCAAGGAGCAGGACUCGGAGGGCUGCUGGCUGAACUACACCAUGUAUAUGCGGGAUGGCCGCGAGCUGUACUAUAUGCAGGUGGAUGACAACCGCGAGUGUCCAAAGGGCCCGAAUGUGGCGGCCAUUGUGGGGGGCACCUUGGCGGGGGUGGUGCUCAUAGGACUCCUCCUGCUGGUCAUCUGGAAAGUGUUGACACAGAUCAGUGACCUGCGCGAGUACCGGCGCUUCGAGAAGGAGAAGCUCAAGUCCCAGUGGAACAACGACAAUCCCCUUUUCAAGAGUGCCACCACAACGGUUAUGAAUCCCAAGUUUGCGGAGAGCUAAGAUCUGGUGAUGACUUCCCCAGACCUAGCCAUCUGCUGACGGGGACCCCUGGGCACUGGGUGUGUGUCCCGCCAUCAGACUCCAGACGCUUGCUUUCUUCUAAAGAAAUACAUAUGCC